Messenger RNA from Drosophila sechellia, 2892 nucleotides. Its product is annotated as plasminogen. The record is from RefSeq and is a predicted model, not a curated record. The transcript is spliced from 7 exons. Lineage: Eukaryota; Metazoa; Arthropoda; Insecta; Diptera; Drosophilidae. Gene Ontology annotation, molecular function: serine-type endopeptidase activity. Bases 533 to 2683 code for a protein of 716 amino acids. Gene Ontology annotation, biological process: proteolysis.
CUCGGGCAGCAGCGGCACACGGAAGCAGCAGACCGCACUCCGCUCCAACUUCGAAAAACCCUUUAAAAGGCCCGAAACAAACGAAACCAAUCAUAAUCCCAACUUCCAAUUGGACUGCCAAUAUAACGCCUUGAAACGAACAGGCGUGUAAAAAGUGAAAUUCGUCCACUUUUCGCAGUCGAUUUCGCAAUCUUAUCGGGCGUAAUAAAGAUAAAUAUUACAAAAUUCAAUUAAAGCAAUUGGCAGCUCGUUAAAUCGUUGAAGUUUACACCAAGGCUAAAUUGUGUUUCAGCUAAGCCAAGAUAACGAAAAGCUAAAGAAACGUCGCCGCGGCUUAAAACUUUUUAACACUUUCCAUUUCGUUCGGAGACGUUUUCGUUGGGUUCGUCAUCGCAGCGGUCGCCUUUCGUCGAGUGUGUUAAAUAAUAAUAGUAAACAAAAAAGUGAACGAAACUACCACAUUUUUCGGCAAAUGUUCAACGGCUUUGUGAACUGAAAACGGAGACUGCAUUUUAAGUUGACGAUUGGCAAGAUGCAAACGAAGGUGUUACUGCUGUGCCUGGUACUCUCCUUGGGAACAUUUCUGACCGCUCAGGGACAAUCGGAUGCCGGGAACGAUGAGGAGCAACCAUUACAUUUGACCAACGACGCGUCUUUCUUUCAGCCGCAUCUUCACGAUCGACGACUGGGUCGGCAGUUGAGCGAGGAUCUUGCCGAGAGCCAGAGCUCGGCCAGCAGUGUCAGCAGCAGCAGUCAGUCCGGCUCCGCCUACGAGGAUGACGAUGACGACGUCGAGGGUUCCAGUGAGUACUACGAUAGCGACGAGGAACAGUCCGAGGGCAGCAACGAAUCCCUGCCUCGUUUGCUCUCCCAAUCCACCUUUAAUCGCAUCUCUGAGACGUUGGGAGCGCUCAACCAUAUGGGGCACAUGCUGGUGGACAUAACUCGCGGUGGACAGGAUCAGGCCAAAACGGAGGGGGCGGAGAAGAGUGAGGAAACGAGCCAGGACAAUAGUCAGUCAGGUGGAUCUUCCAGCGUGACGACGAGUGCUUUCAGCACCACCGAAGUGGUUCCCUCUUCCACAUCCUCCCCACAAGGAAAAUCGGAACCACUGCCAGGAGUCUCCGACAAACUUAUGGAUCCUCUACCGAUUACACUAUCUGCCAAUAGUUUACUACCAGCUGGCAAGCCUGCGAAUCUUAGUGUUAUCCAAGUGGCCACCAAAAGAAUCGGCAUAGAUGACUCUGCUCCCAUGUUUGUGGAGAACAAGGAGCUAAAGCUGAAGAAAAAAAAGAAGAAGAAUAAGAACAAGCAGAAGGUCAAGAAGCCCAGUGAAGAAGGAGCCGCGAUACCGGUAGUCCAGGGAGCUCAGCAAUCGCAGCAGAAGAUCAAGAUACCUACUACUCCGCGCACCACAACUACGUCCACCACCACAGAGGCACCUAUUACUCUGAUCCCAUUGGACCAGUUGGCAGAGGCUAGUGAUGAGGCAGGAACCGGGAAAGAUGUGGAAAACUACUGCAAGACGCCAAGUGGAAGGCGAGGACGUUGCGAGGAUCUCAGCAGUUGUCCCGCUCUGCUGCUGAAUCUCAGCAGCUUGAGGGAAUCCCUGUGCUUCAAGAGUCUCUAUGUGCCGGGCGUGUGCUGCCCCAUUUCCUCAUCCUCCACUGUCUUGACCACUCAAAAGCCUCUGAGGCUGACCACUCGUGCCACGACGACCACCAGCACCACCAAGGCCACGCAGCCCACGAAGAAAAGCACCGUUCGACCCACCACGCGCCCCACAUCUGGUCUCGUGCUCAUUCCCCAGAAGAAACCGCCCACUACAACGACUACCACUACGACGGAGGUGCCUCUGGAGCCGGAGGGUCUGGACGAGAUCGGCAACAACAUUGUCGAUCCCGAUGAGUGCGGUCAGCAGGAGUACUCAACUGGUAGGAUUGUGGGCGGAGUGGAAGCUCCGAAUGGUCAGUGGCCAUGGAUGGCAGCCAUUUUCCUCCAUGGACCCAAGCGCACGGAGUUCUGGUGCGGUGGUUCGUUGAUUGGCACCAAAUAUAUCCUGACAGCUGCGCAUUGUACGCGGGACUCGCGACAGAAACCAUUUGCUGCUCGACAGUUUACUGUUCGCUUGGGUGACAUCGAUCUGUCCACGGAUGCGGAACCCUCUGACCCCGUGACAUUCGCCGUUAAGGAAGUGCGCACCCAUGAGCGAUUCUCCCGCAUUGGUUUCUACAAUGACAUUGCCAUCCUGGUUUUGGAUAAGCCCGUGAGGAAAUCAAAGUAUGUGAUCCCAGUCUGCCUGCCAAAGGGAAUCAGGAUGCCGCCCAAGGAACGGCUUCCCGGACGUAGAGCCACCGUUGUGGGCUGGGGCACCACCUACUACGGUGGUAAGGAGUCCACCAGCCAACGGCAGGCGGAACUGCCCAUCUGGCGGAAUGAGGAUUGCGACCGCAGUUACUUCCAGCCCAUCAACGAGAACUUCAUCUGUGCAGGAUACUCCGAUGGUGGAGUGGAUGCUUGUCAGGGCGAUUCUGGCGGUCCUUUGAUGAUGCGAUAUGACUCCCACUGGGUUCAACUGGGAGUGGUCUCCUUUGGCAACAAGUGUGGUGAGCCGGGGUAUCCAGGUGUCUAUACUCGAGUCAGUGAAUACCUUGACUGGAUACGCGAUCACACGAGGGAUUAAUCGCAUUCCCGCCGAUCCACCGAUCCACCUUAGCCGUAACUGUAGCCUAGGUUUAGGUACGCACUAGUCUAUGUACUCUUAAUGAACCUCCCCUCCUGAUCUUUGCAGUGUACUAUUUAUUAACCGCAUCCCAUCGCCAUGUUGAUUGGCAUUUGUUGACUAAAUUAAUAUAUAUAUUAUAUUUAAUUUUGAUAAAUAAACUGUGUAAA